Molecule: messenger RNA, 741 nt
Organism: Neurospora tetrasperma FGSC 2508
Lineage: Eukaryota; Fungi; Ascomycota; Sordariomycetes; Sordariales; Sordariaceae
Exons: 1
Coding region: 1-741 (246 amino acids)
Source: RefSeq, a predicted model, not a curated record
AUGACUUCACCCGUGGUCCCUUGCAAGCGGCGUCGAGCCUCCUCUGCAGGUUCUGGCGCCAACCAGUUUGCGUCUGAACAACUCGCGGCCCUCCCAAAACCCAUCAAAAUGGGCCCAGAAAGCCACAUUGCGACCGAAGACCUCAGAUUCAUACUCUCCUAUUUACCCCUCUCGAUGGUCAUCGACAUAUUGACAUCUGCAGCCUCCGAUGAUCAAUCUCAAGCUUGGAAGAUCGCCGAGCGUUUCAACGAGUUCAUCAUCCCACGGAAGCUCGAGUGUAUGAGAAACAACGACGUCGAGGGUCUCAACUCACUCCCGGGUCCCUUCGCCAGAUCUGCUCCACUUAGACAUCUGUCCACGGCCACUGUGUCCUUGAUGCUCUCUCAUUUACCCCCCUUCGCAGUCCUUGACAUGCUUGCCUCUGCCGUUCCUUCCGACCGGAGUCUGGGUUGGACAAUUGCUAGGCGGUUUAACGAUCAUGUUAUCAGGCGCAAGUGGGAACUUACAAAGCUGGUUGAGGAUGAGGCGGCUCGCGGCAUGCCCGAGACUCCGGCCAGGAAGACUGUGAGCAUUUACAGAGGGAGAGACCUUUACAUCAUCGACGUCCAGGAUGUCGUUGACCGUCUGAAUUCACCCGCUUGGAACGGAAACGACUCUACCCGCGAGUUUAGCGAUGAAGAGAUGGAGUGGAUCAACAAGUACGUGCUGCCGCUGGGAGUUUGUCAAAGUAACCGCGAGUAA